This is a messenger RNA of Glycine soja, 3460 nucleotides long. Its product is annotated as probable disease resistance protein At1g61300. The transcript has 4 exons. The record is from RefSeq and is a predicted model, not a curated record. Gene Ontology annotation, molecular function: ADP binding; protein binding. NCBI's taxonomy places the organism in Eukaryota, Viridiplantae, Streptophyta, Magnoliopsida, Fabales, Fabaceae. Bases 209 to 3295 code for a protein of 1028 amino acids.
CAAAUAGUUGAUAAAGAAUACCCAACCCUUUGAACAUCCUAAUCCUAUAUAAUAGAGCCAUUGAGUUCAGAGGCAAGUUCCAGUUCUGAAGAGAAAAUCUCCCUUCUUUCACUAGUAAAAUUUUCAGAUAUUCAAAUAGAUCCCGUUGCUGCAUUCAGUAAUCACAACCACCUGGAACGCCAUUAUUCAAUUCAAUUGGAAAUAAAUCAUGGGUCGACCUAGAGGUGAUGAAAAGUACUGGAAUGAAGUAACGAGUUUUGAAGAGAACGGGAAGCAGAAGUGGAAGUGCAAGCAUUGUGAAAAAACGUAUGGUGGAGGUUAUUCAAGAAUUAAACUGCAUUUAGAUAAAGAACAAAAAGGACAAGGCAUUACUAAAUGCCCCGUUUAUUGUAGCAAUGAAGAAGUUCUCAACAUCAUUGCUUCCACUUCAAUCCAUCCACAAGAAACUGUAAAUACACUGAAUCCAUUACAAGUGGUUGAAGAUGUUGUUGCUGGCGAAAUGAUUGUCCCUGUUGGUGCUCCAAUUAACCAUCAAACAAAUAAUGAAUCAACAAGUUUAUUCGAAGGUUGGGCACCAGAGCAUGCUAUUGUCGGAAGCAACAAUUCGAAUGGUAUUUUCCAAAGUAAGAUUAGUGUGAUAAAUGAGUUGGUUUCCGAUCUAUCAAGAGAGGAAGAUGACAUCAAGGAACAAUUAGAAUGGCUAGAAUCUCGCGGCAAGAAGCGCAAGGGUGAUGUUGAUGACUGGAUGGAUGAACUACGAGACCUGAAGAAACAUGUUGCUGAUGUGGAUUGGUUAGGGUUCACUAACUUUUAUGCAUCGGAUUUGGUUGAUAAAUUGCGAAAGCAUAAGAUUGAUAAGCCUCUGGUGUUGUCAAAUGAAUUUGUUGGUGAACAAUUUGAGUUAAAUGUUGGAAAGAUGUGGAAGCUUCUGGUGGAUGACCAAGUUUUCGUUAUUGGCAUAAAUGGAAUGGGGGGAGUGGGGAAAACAUUCCUAGCAACUUAUAUGGAGAAUGAGAUAAAAAGAAAGGGAAGUUUCAGGCAUGUCUUCUGGGUCACUGUUUCUCAUGAUUUCACCACUUUCAAAUUGCAACAUCAGAUUGCAAAAAAAAUAGGGGUAAAACUUGAUGGAGAUGAUGAGAGAUGUAGAGCAACAAUUUUGUCAUCGGAGUUGGAGAAAAUAGAAAAUUCAGUACUUAUUUUGGAUGAUGUUUGGAGAUAUAUUGAUCUACAAAAGGUGGGAAUUCCUCUUAAAGUAAAUGGCAAAGUAAAUGGCAUUAAGUUGAUCAUGACAAGUCGUUUGAAACAUGUGUGUCGACAGAUGGAUUGCCUACCAGAUAAUACAAUACAAAUAUACCCUUUGAAAAAAGAAGAAGACGAAGAAGAAGAUUGGGAGUUAUUUUUGCUAAAACUUGGACACCAUGGAACACCCGCAACACUUCCCCCUCAAGUAGUGGAGAUUGCAAGAUCUGUUGUAAGGAAGUGUGAUGGUUUACCACUUGCAAUCAAUGUGAUGGCUAGAACCAUGAAAGGUUGUUAUGACACUAUUAUGUGGAAACAUGAAUUGAAUAAACUUGAAAAUUUGGAGAUGGGAGAAGAGGUGAAGGAAGAAGUCUUCACAGUACUAAAACGUAGCUAUGAUAAUUUAAUUGAAAAGGACCUGCAAAAGUAUUUGUUAUAUUUUGCACAGAUACCAAACAAUUCUGGUUUCCAGUCAAAAAGCUACUUAGUUAAAAAGCUUGUUGAGAGUGGUUUGUUAAAAAAUGUAAAGAGGAGUUUGAGGGAAGUAUUUGAUGAGGCGUGUGCCAUGGCGAAUAAACUCGUAGACCAUUCUUUGUUUGUGGGUUAUGAUUACCAUACAAAAAUGCAUGGUCUGGUGAGGAACAUGGCAUGCCGUAUCUUGAAUGAGAGUAACAAUUACAUGGUGAAAUGUGAAGGAAAUUUGAGUGAGAUACCUGACGUGAAGGAGUGGAUAGUUGAUUUGGAGGUAGUUUCAUUGGGGGGAAACAGAAUAAAAGAAAUCCCAGAAGGCAUAUCACCUAAUUGUCCACGCUUGUCCACCUUGAUUUUAUCUGGUAAUUGUAUCGGCCACAUUCCGGAGGGUUUUUUCAUACACAUGAAUGCUCUAACAGUACUUAAUAUAUCAUAUAAUGAUUUCUUGACAUCUUUGCCGCAUUCGCUGUCCAACUUGAGGUCUCUUGUUUCUUUAGUGCUCCAAAAUUGUUCAAAUUUGGAAUAUAUACCUCCAUUGGGAGAGCUACAAGCAUUGUCAAGAUUGGACAUUUCAGGUUGUUCGAUUCGCCAAGUACCAGAAGGCUUGAAAAAUCUAAUAAACUUGAAAUGGCUUGAUAUGUCCAUAAAUGAGCAUUAUACGCUGGCACCAAGAUGUGUACUGCCCGGUUUGACCAAUUUGCAAUAUCUGGAUCUCCGUUGUGAUUCAGCUAUAAUAGCAGAAGAUGUACAAGGGAUGAGUAUGCUUGAAUGUUUUGGAGGAAUCUUUCUCGGCAAAGAUAAUUACAAUAGUUACGUGCAAGAAAUUCUGGACAGAGGUCAUGGACCUAAAACUUAUGAUAUCCAUGUAGAAGAUGUUAGGGAUCUGAUAUUUGCAUUUGAUAUUGAUGAUGAUCCAGUUUCUCUAUACGAAGAUCAUCAAAAUGUACGGUUUUGGCAAUGCGAAGGAUUGCUGUAUUUACUACCCAGAGACCUUAAGAAAUUGAGUAUGGAACGCAAUGAUCAAUGGGUGUGCUUAUGUGGUGCUCUGUCAUCAAGUGGUCCUCUUUCUUCUUUGAAUCAAAUUGAUAUUAUUGGCGGCUGUAAGCUGAAGAGCUUGUUCUGUUUGUCUAGCUCUUGUUCCUUAUGCACUAAUAUCCAAAACCUUCAAGUUUUGAAUAUUUAUGGUUUAGAUAGUUUCACUGCAAUCUGUGAGGAAGAUGCUGUUGAUUUAACACGAUCUUUGUCUCCAAGGGGUGUGUUCUCAAAUCUCAAGAAAUUUCAGCUCAGCCAAUGCCAUGAAAUAGAGACGUUGCUGACACCAUUGUUAGUGCCACAACUUCAAAACCUAGAGGUUUUAUCGGUCGAGAGCUGUAGGUCCAUGAGAGAGAUAUUUGCAGUGAGUAAUAGUGGCAAUGAUGAUAAUUUCAACAUUAUACUCCCCAAAUUGAUCAGAUUGCGGUUGUGGAAUUUACCAGAAUUGACGACCGUGUGCAGAGAAAUUUUAGUAUGUGGAUCUGCGGAUAUAUUGUUCAUUAAUCAUUGUCCCAAAUUAGAAAGGCUACCAAGAAUCGUCGUGUAUGAUUGAUUGUGUUGAUUCUGAUUUUAAUAUUUUAUUAUGUCUCUUAGUAUUCACAUUCCUAAUUCAUGUACAUACAAAAUAAAAUUCUGAUUUACUUGCUGAAAUACAAAACUGAUUUUUACUGUUGUGAGUCCUAAUCCAGAGGAUGAAUGUAUUUCUUAUUUCUGGCCA